AGUUAUCGGGUUUCCUUGUUUGUAAAGGGGUUGGGUUUUGAGGGAGUCGGAGGAAAAAGAAACGGUGAUGGGGCGAAAACGCGGUCGGCCUGAGUGGGAUCGCCGAUCAACCACUUCUAAACCUUCCAGUGAAUCUAAUCAUCCCUUGAAUCCCAACAAAGGCCGUAGUAUUGUUAUCAGUCUGCUCAUCUUCGUAGCCUGUCCUGCCAUUUCCCUAUACUUAUACCCUAUACUAUACGCUUCCAAUCCAGACGCUUCCAUUCCGAACGUCCUCGAUGUCACUUACCAACAGAUCCUCACUGAAAAUGCCAAAGUUUCAGAGAAUGCAAGUCGACAAUUUCCCAACCCUGUGCUGGCUUACGUUACACCAUGGAAUUCAAAGGGGUAUGAUCUAGCAAAGGACUUCAACUCUAAGUUUACUCAUAUAUCACCCGUGUGGUAUCAUCUUAAAAGCCAAGGGGCUGAGUUUGUUCUGGAAGGAAGACAUAAUGUUGAUAAGGGAUGGAUUUCAGAUCUUAGAAUGAAGGGACAUGCUCUGAUUUUGCCAAGAUUUGUACUUGAAGCGAUUCCUAUGGCUUUUCUAAAAGAGAAGAAGCAGAGGGCUAAAGUGAUUGACCUUAUAAUAGCUGAAUGCAAGGAGAUGGAUUUUGAUGGCAUUGUGCUAGAAUCAUGGUCACGAUGGGCUGCAUAUGGUGUCGUGCAUGAUCCACACAUGCGCAAUCUGGCACUGAAGUUCAUUAAAAAACUGGGACAAGUGAUGCACUCUGUGGUCGUAAAUGAGCGGAGCCUGCAAUUAGUAUAUGUUAUUGGUCCACCUCAUUCUGAUAGGCUCCAUGAGUAUGAUUUUGGGCCUCAAGAUCUGCAAAGCUUGGGUGAUGCUGUGGAUGGUUACUCCCUCAUGACUUAUGACUUUUCAAAUCCUCAAAAUCCGGGUCCCAAUGCACCACUGAAGUGGGUCCACUCUACAAUGCAGCUGCUCCUGGCGGAUGGAUCUCAGAAGUUCUCUCACAAAAUAUUUUUAGGCAUCAACUUUUAUGGGAAUGAUUAUGUUCUUAAAGGAGGUGGUGGUGGCGGGGCUAUUCUUGGAAGAGACUAUCUUUCGUUGUUGGAGAAUCAUAAGCCUGAGCUGAAUUGGGAUAAGAAAAGCGGAGAGCAUUUCUUCUUGUAUUCGACAGAUGGUAAUGAUCAACAUGUGGUGUUCUACCCGUCCCUUUUGUCCAUUGAAAUGCGGCUGGAUGAAGCUCGCUCCUGGGGUGCUGGCAUUUCCAUUUGGGAAAUUGGUCAAGGUUUAGAUUAUUUCUUCAAUCUUCUGUAACACUUUUUUUGUACUUUUUUCCAACAUUUUGUAGCUUAAAAAUUGUAUCAUCAAAUUUCAUUAUAGUGCUAGUAUGUUUUGUACAGGUUUGUGUA
Messenger RNA from Helianthus annuus (common sunflower), 1410 nucleotides. RefSeq names its product chitinase domain-containing protein 1. Gene Ontology annotation, cellular component: extracellular region. The transcript is spliced from 8 exons. Gene Ontology annotation, molecular function: chitin binding; oligosaccharide binding. Lineage: Eukaryota; Viridiplantae; Streptophyta; Magnoliopsida; Asterales; Asteraceae. The record is from RefSeq and is a predicted model, not a curated record. Gene Ontology annotation, biological process: carbohydrate metabolic process. The coding region runs from base 68 to 1315 and encodes 415 amino acids.